AUGAUUACCGAUUCCAAAGCUGACUAUUCAGAUGUUUUAAAAGGUCUUGAAGUGGGAUUCUUAAGAGAAAAUGACGAUUGGGUAAAUCGUGUAACAACUGUAAAUCAAGAUGACAUCAGAUCGUUAGAUGGGCUGGUGAAGUCGACUGAACAGCUUGUUCUCAAGUACUCCAACCCUAAUCAAAGUAUAAAGAGUGCAAUACAAAAAGUUUUCCAAAACGUUUUAGAGCGCUACCCACUUUUAUUCGGAUAUUGGAAACGUUUCACAGCCGUUCAGUACCAACUAAAUGGACUGGAGAGCUCUAUCACGGUACUUUCACAUGCUGUAGAUGCUUUCCCCCACUCCCUGGAACUGUGGUGCGAUUAUCUGAACGUCCUCAUGGCCAAUAAUCCAGACAAAGUUGAUCAGAUUAGAAUAAAUUUCCAGAUUGCAAGAAAUCUUGUAGGGUUUCAGUUCCUAUCACAUUCCUUUUGGGACAAGUAUAUUGAGUUCGAAAACGAGCAAGGACAAGUGGACCACUUGGCUGAUAUUUACAAGGUCAUAAGUCGCAUACCACUUCAUCAAUAUUCCCGAUAUUACACAGCAUACAAGGAGUUCGGGCAAAAAAAUUCUGCUACAGUGCAGGUUGAUGAGGAUAUUGAUAAAAUUUUUGCCACAACUCAACAACUGGUCAACAGUGUUUGGAAGUACGAGUCACAAAUUUCCCAGAGCUUUUUCAAUUUGGGACCGCUUGCUCAGAAAGAGCUUGAUAAUUGGGAUCAAUAUUUAUCAUUUGCCGCCGAGUCUGAAUUGGUUUCCGUAGAACUGACGAAGUCAAUAUAUCAAAGAUGUCUGAUACCGUGUCGAUAUUAUGAACAUUUUUGGUUACGAUACACUCGAUGGAUGGAAAGCAACUGCGAUCUGACUAGUACGCUCGAAAUUUAUGAAAGAGGUGCUGCCGUAGUGCCGUUGGAACAGCGUGCUCUGCGGCAAAAUUAUCUAUCGUUCUUGAAAAAAUCGUUGAGAAACAAUAAGGAGAAGGUUUUUGAUAUUUAUCUUCUCACCUUAGCAGAGUUCUCUCGUUUAUAUCCCAAAGACUCGUCAUUUGUAAAAGAUUUUUUGAUAACCAUUAAAAAAUGCGAAUUUGGGUCCAAUUUGACUCAAGCAGAUCGAGAAAUUCUGGCUCAACAAAAUGCUUAUGCAUCCUACCUCGAGGCAAAUGUUCGUACUUAUAUUCGGAAAGCACAGCGCGGAGAUACCCGACUGCAACAAAUUUUGAAUGAUUCUAGUUUUCCUGUACUUGCGAUAGAAUUGAUAAAAGUGACUCAGCUGACUUUAAAGAACACUAUCAAAACAAGAGCAUACUUCUCCGAAUUUGAGAAACUCCCGCAAAUCAAAAAUAAUACAAGCUUUUGGUUAACAUUUUACAAAUUUUUGAAAACUACGGUCGACCUGAAUGGACUAGAGAAUUUCGUCUUUAGACUGGGAACCGAAAUCCAGAUACCGGUAGUGAUUCUCAACGAUAUCAUCAGUGACUUCAAGUCGUUUUUUUUGACAAACGUCAAUAUUGACGCAUACGAAAAGAAUGUAUUCGAUGGCCGGUAUAAAAUGACCAUCGAUCCGCUAAUAGACCUCGAAUACAAAGUAAACAAUCCUUUCUGGUCGAAACCAGGAAUUACUCUAGGCAUUGAAAGUCAGAAGAAAGACAUUAAAGACAACGGCCAUCCGGGCCUCUAUCUCGACAAACCUUUGAUUUCAAAUACCAUAAUAGAGCAUGACUCGAAAGCGUUCGCAAGCGGACCCCCGCCACUACCAGUUUUCAAAAACCUUGAAAAAAUCAAUAAGCCCGCGGUACAUAAAGACUAUUUUACCAGGGAUUUUAUGAAUACAACUUAA
Molecule: messenger RNA, 1875 nt
Organism: Lachancea nothofagi CBS 11611
Lineage: Eukaryota; Fungi; Ascomycota; Saccharomycetes; Saccharomycetales; Saccharomycetaceae
Source: the annotation of a GenBank genome assembly